UCUUAUCUCAUUUCUUUUUUCCACCGCCUCCUCUUCUCCAACUACUAGCAGCACUUCCUCUUCUUCCUUAUGCACCACCACCAAAUCGACGAUAAUAUCCUGAUCCUCCGUCUCCUUUUUCCCUAUCACCAACAACAACACCUCCUCCUUUUACUCAACGAAUAUAAAAUACAGAUUGAGUAUGCGAAUUAGGAAAAAAAAGGAAUUGAUCAUCGAGGAGGACGCAUUGUUGAAAGGAUUGAAGAAUGAACAGGUUACGUCGUCUUUUGCAUUGUCAUCUGAAGUGACAGUGUGAAACUCUUUUGGAUUCGAGAUAGUGAUGAUAUUUGGUCUUGUAUACACUGUAUAUGCAACAACAAUUGAUCCAAAGGAGGGAAGUCUGGGAACAAUUGCACCACUUUCCAUUGGUUUCAUUGUUGGAGCCAACAUUUUGGCCCGUGGAUCUUUCGAUGGAGCAUUCAUGAACCCAGCUGUCUCUUUUGGUCCUGCCAUUGUCAAUUGGACUUGGACUAACCACUGGGUUUAUGAUGAAAAUUAAACUUGGGGAAAAGAGAUUUGAUAUUUAUAUGAUGAUUCAUGUUGUUGUUGUUGUUGUUACAGAUGAUGAUGAGGAAGGAGCAAUUUGCAACUAAAAGGGUAGGUUGAUUUGUUUUAUUUGUAGUCAUGCUUUGAAAAUUGUUGAAAUUGAUGUAUAAAAUCUUCUGCAUUGCAGGCUGCACCACCUAAUUCUGAUACUUUUGAUGUUUACGAAAGAUUGUUCACCCGCUCCAUGUCGUUUCCUGUUAUUUUUAGUUUACAGAACUUUCAUUUUGCUUUAUAGUACCUUGUUGGAAUUCUCCUUGCGUACAUAAAGAUAAAUCCAAGUGUGUCGGACCUGCUAGGGAUUGGAGAGUGCCGCUCUAGUUUGACCAACUUUCAUCGAUUAUGAAACACUGAAGAGUACAUUUAGGAUGAAACCAAUUUUGGUUUCAUCUAAUUUUGUCUUAUAUUUUUUAACACUUGACCCAUAUAUUUUAUAAAAUAAACCACCUGAGAUGAAAAAAGCUUCAACUACCUGUAUUAUACUCCUACUCGCAUAUAACAUUUAGACAAAUACUCCUACUCUAAUGUUUCUUGUACUAGCAUUUAGCAAAAUACGUAGGCAACAUCUACACUUUUGGCACAUCAGCGUCAUACUAGUGCCUCACAAGCGACUUUCUAGGUUGUAUUCAUUUUGUAUAAGUUCAUUUUAGUAACUUUGUGGUGUUUGAGAAUUUUGUUUAGCUACGUUUCAUCUGUUAGUGUUUUAAGAACUUUGUGAAAUAACAUUUAGGCAUUUCACUGACGUCUUUCUAUCUAUGGACAUGUAUAAUACUUCCUGUAAUUUUUCUUGCAGUUGAAUAGGCAUUUGCACGAAACUAAUUAUGGAUUCAUCUUAUUUAUGAUGGAACCAAAAUUGGUUUCAUUUAUUUAUGAUGAAACCAAAACUGGUUUCAUCUAAUUUUUGCUAAUCUUUGUCGUGAUAUUUAGUCGGACUGCUGCUGAAAUACCUGAAAUGCUUGAGAUGUUUGAAGCUUUGGGAGUGCCACCAGUUUUGAAUGAUGACGCAAAAGAUGUUGUGCACUGUAACUUAGUUGGAGACUUUUCUACAAAAAACGUUAUGAAUGGUUGGUGGAGCAGAUGCCAAAUACCAGUGAAGUACCCUUCUCUUGCAUAUGGAUAUAAUAUGUCCCCCCAAAGGUACACCAUCAGAUGGGUACAGGCCUACAGGGAGGAAGAAUGCUACUCAACUCUAAGAUUGGAAAUUCAGCAUACUUUAUUUAGUAACAGUUUUUAUCAAGGCGACGGCUGGCAAUCUGCUCAUGCCAUCUUCUACGGCGGCAGUGACGCCUCUGGCACUAUGGGUGGAGCUUGUGGAUAUGGAAAUCUGUACAGUCAAGGUUAUGGAGUACAAACAGCAGCAUUAAGUACAACAUUAUUCAACAAUGGGGUUAAGUUUUGUGGUUCAUGUUUUGAGAUAAAAUGUGCUAACGAUCCACAUUGGUGUUAUUCCGGCAGUCCGUCGAUUUUGAUUACGGCUACUAAUUUCUGUCCGACGAAUUUCGCACAAGCUAGUGAUAAUGGUGGUUGGUGUAACCCUCCUCGUCCACACUUUGAUCUUGCUAUGCCUAUGUUCUUGAAGAUUGCUCAGUACCGUGCCGGGAUUGUUCCUGUUGCUUAUCGCCGAUGAAACCAAAACUGGUUUCAUCAAAUUUUAGCUUUGGAGAUGAUGGUGGUGGUGGUUGUGGAGCUAUUGUGGUGGUGAUGGUGCCGAUGGAGGUGGUCGGUGGCAGCAGUGGAAGGUGUCGGCGGAACGAUGGUGCGGGUGGUGGGCGGCCGCGGUGCUGGUGGCGGCAGGUGUUGGCAGUGGGGGGUGGGGGGGGGAGCGGGGUUUGGUCGGUUGGUAGAGAUUGGCGGUGGUCGACAGCGGUGGAGUUGGCUGGUGGUGCAAUGACGGUGGUGGCGGCACGAUGGUAGUGGUGGCGCGGUUGCGAUGGCUGGUGGCGGUGGUGGUGGCGUGGUGGUGUGGUGGUCGGUGGGUGUCGGCGAUAGUGGUGUUA
Molecule: messenger RNA, 2579 nt
Organism: Papaver somniferum (opium poppy)
Lineage: Eukaryota; Viridiplantae; Streptophyta; Magnoliopsida; Ranunculales; Papaveraceae
Product: expansin-A6-like
Exons: 6
Coding region: 1535-2209 (224 amino acids)
Biological process (GO): plant-type cell wall organization
Cellular component (GO): extracellular region
Source: RefSeq, a predicted model, not a curated record